AUGAACGCCACAAACGAUCAAUACCGAAUAGGUGAUCGUGUUUCAGUCCAAGGUGACAGAGGAACUAUAAGAUAUGUGGGAGAAAUUGAGAAAUGGCCAGGAAUUGAGGCCAUUGGUAUAGAUUGGGAUAGAGCAGAACGAGGCAAGAACAACGGGACCCUAAAUGGAGUUUGCUACUUCAAAACCCAAUCGGGGCUUAAAUCAGCUUCAUUCAUAAAGAAUAUGAACAAAUUUGAUCGGAGGAGACACUUCAUUGAAGCAAUAGUUUACAAGUAUGGAAAUGAAGAGUCCCUAUCGGCUACUCAGCACCAUAGGAAAAUAGAUUUGAAGGCAAGUGAUGCCGAUAAAGGUGUUGAUAAAAUCCAAUUUGGUACGAAAAUGGUGGAAAGUUAUGGCUUUGAUAACCUUUCAAAGAUUCAAGGUGACUUCUUCAACCUUGAAAUUGUUUCCCUGGCCACUUUAGGUGUUUAUAAGUCCGACCUGAAAGAUGAUUUCCACAUAACUGAACUAUUACCAAAUCUAGUUGACUUAGACCUGAGUUCCAAUUUAUUGAAAGAUCUGAGUGAAGUAUUCAAUUUGAUCGUUCAACUGCCUAAACUACAAGUUCUUAACUUGAACGAGAAUAGGUUUACUAAUCAAGAUAUAUCAGCGUGCAAGGAAUUGAAACCAUUGACAUUAAAAACUCUGCAGCUGACAAGCACGUACAUGGAAGAUUUAUCCUUUCUUUCGUACUUCCCUGAAUUGACUACUCUUGCACUCUCUGGUAACAACUAUUCAAAUUUGCAGUUUGAGUUGAUAAUCAAGCAAAUGCCACAGACACUUUCGAAUUUAGAUUUUUCACACAACCAUGUCACUUUUGUUGACUUUACUAUGUUCAAGACAAAAAACAUCGAAACGAUCAAUCUUUUUGGAAAUAAUAUUACCAAGAUUAUACCUUAUGUAACCAAGGUGUCGUCCAUCAAUUUUAACCAGAAUCAGAUAACGGAAUGGCCAUUGGUGGAUGAAAUCUCUCAACUAGAUUUAAGAACUGUCAGUAUAACAUUCAAUCCUUUAUUCGAAAACUCUUCUGAAGACCAAUUGUAUCAGCUAUUAGGCCGCCUGAAUGCGAAUCUGUCAACGCUGGAUGGCUCAAUAAUUACUGCUACUCAGAAAGAGAGCCUGGAACUGUAUUUCAUUCAGCAGGUCAAAUCUCAUAAAAUUGUCUAUCCUAAGGUUUUGGAAAGAUGGAGAGAACUCUGUGACACUUACAACGUUGAAGCUGAUUCUAACGAAACGGUAACUGCCAAGCCUUUAACAACCAUAGCAUCGAUAUUGCUGAAUUUAAAUGUCAUUGACAAAGACAGAUCUUUUCCGGUAAUAGCGUUUCCCAAUUACACAGUCCUCAAAUUAAAAGGUUCAAUUUGCGAGCAAAUUGAUUCAAACAUCCUACAAAUUAACAUUUAUUUCAUCAUUAAAGAAACUUCAGUUCGACAACAAAUGGAUGAUGAUCUAAGCACUCUUAAUACUUAUGGACUAUCUAACCUACAGAAUAUUUACGUGGAAAGGGUAAACCUGAAAUGA
Komagataella phaffii GS115 is the source of this 1560-nucleotide messenger RNA. RefSeq names its product Microtubule effector required for tubulin heterodimer formation. Gene Ontology annotation, molecular function: protein binding. Lineage: Eukaryota; Fungi; Ascomycota; Pichiomycetes; Pichiales; Pichiaceae. The transcript has a single exon. The record is from RefSeq and is a predicted model, not a curated record. Bases 1 to 1560 code for a protein of 519 amino acids.